Molecule: messenger RNA, 2021 nt
Organism: Hirundo rustica (Barn swallow)
Lineage: Eukaryota; Metazoa; Chordata; Aves; Passeriformes; Hirundinidae
Gene: FICD
Product: FIC domain protein adenylyltransferase
Exons: 2
Coding region: 518-1876 (452 amino acids)
Molecular function (GO): protein binding
Source: RefSeq, a predicted model, not a curated record
UCUUGGGUAGAGGGGAUGUGAGGGAAGACCCGGGGUGCUCCGGGCAUAGAGGAGCCCGGGGGACCCGGGGGAUUCCAGCCGGGGUUCAGGCUGGAGGCAGGAGCUCUGAGGGAGCGGUGGCUGAAGGAGAAGCGGAGGAUGAGGAGGGAUUCCAGAGUGGGGCAGGAACUUCUGGCUUGUGGUGGAGGGGAUCACAAGCCUGGAGGAGGGUGGGGAGGAGACGGGAGGCUCCGUGAUCGCCGCGGAACCGGCUGGCAGGCAGAGCUUGGUGCCCACGCUGCUCCUGGGCAUCCCUGGCUCCUCCCGCUGCUGCUGUCAGUAAUGCACGGCAGAUCCCACACGCUGCUCGGGGGUGGCACGGAAAGGGACGCCCGGGACAGCCCCCAAUGGCUGUGACAAACCCAGAGCACGGGCACUCAAACCCGCUGUUUCCCCAGGACGCUGCGGGUAAAGCUGUGUGUUCCCAGGCGGGAGCGGUGGCGAAGGAGAUGCUCCAGGUGUCGGUGCUGGAAGCAGGAUGAAUCUCGUGGCGAUGGCGACCGACCCCGAGCUCCAAUGGGUGUCCCUGUGGCUCCGUGUCCGCUGGGCGGCCGUGCUGGUGCUGCUCCUGAGCUCCCUGGUGAUGCUGCUGCUGCCGCUGGCCGCCGUGGACAACCAGUGCCACGCUGUGCUCAAGGGCCUGUCCUUCCUGAAGAGUAAACUGGGCUCCUCGGGAAUCACCAGGUUGACAGGACAGAGCACGGAGCUGAGCGUGACCUCCAAGGGGCUGGAGCUGAUGGUGCUGAAGGGAAAAGCCUCCCCAGAGGUGAAGUUGGAAGCCAGAGCAGCUCUGAAUCAAGCCCUGGAGAUGAAGCGCCAAGGGAAGCGGGAGAAGGCGCACAAACUCUUCCUGUACGCCCUCAAGAUGGACCCGGAUUACGUGGAUGCCCUGAACGAGUUCGGGAUCUUUUCUGAGGAGGAAAAAGACAUCCUGCAGGCCGACUAUCUGUACUCCAAAGCUCUGACCAUCUCCCCCCACAACGAGAAGGCUCUGAGCAACCGGGGCCGGACGCUGCCCUUGGUGGAGGAGAUCGACCAGAGGUACUUCAGCAUCAUCGACAGCAAGGUCAAGAAGGUGAUGGCCAUUCCCAAAGGGAAUUCCGCCCUGCGCCGGGUGAUGGAGGAAUCCUACUACCACCACAUCUACCACACGGUGGCCAUCGAGGGGAACACGCUGACGCUCUCGGAGAUCCGGCACAUCAUCGAGACCAGGUACGCCGUUCCCGGGAAGAGCCUGGCGGAGCAGAACGAGGUGAUCGGGAUGCACGCGGCCCUCAAGUUCGUCAACACCACGCUGGUGUCGCGCAUCGGCUCCGUCACCAGCAGGGACAUCCUGGACAUCCACCGGCGCGUGCUGGGCUACGCCGACCCCGUGGAGGCCGGGCGGUUCCGCGCCGCGCAGGUCUUCGUGGGCCACCACAUCCCGCCGCACCCGCAGGACGUGGAGAAGCAGAUGGAGGAGUUCGUGCAGUGGAUGAACUCGGAGGACGCCAUGAGCCUGCACCCCGUGGAGUUCGCGGCGCUGGCGCACUACAAGCUGGUGUACAUCCACCCCUUCGUGGACGGCAACGGCCGCACCUCGCGGCUGCUGAUGAACCUGAUCCUGAUGCAGGCGGGAUACCCGCCCAUCACCAUCCGCAAGGAGCAGCGGGCCGAGUACUACCACGCGCUGGAGGUGGCCAACGAGGGCGACGUGCGGCCCUUCAUCCGCUUCAUCGCCAAGUGCGCCGAGACCACGCUGGACAUGCUGCUCAUCGCCACCACCGAGUACUCCGUGGGGCUGCCCGAGGCCGGAGGCGCCGCCGGCUGCGAGCAAACCAUCCCCGUCAAGACUUGAGGGGGUUUUUGGGCCACCGAAUUGCUGGCGAAGAGAGCUCCGAGCUACUCAAGUGUUCCUGCUGGGAAAGGACUGGAUAGAGGUGUUCACUUGGGCGUUUUGGUUAUUUAAAGUGUCUUACAUUUGAUUAAAUUAAUGUAAUUUA